CUCCCUCCCCGAAAACACGUUCUCUGCUCCACCACUCGUGUUUGCAGAGACUGCACUGUGGCUCCUCUCAGGCUUUGUCCACUUUGAGGUUCUUCGCACUGUUGCUGAACAUCUGGACCAGAAUUUACCUUCAGAGAUAUCCUCUGGAAAAUUUGUAUUUUUUGCAGAUUUGAAUUAUGGUUCUUCAGAGUAUCCUGCAUGUGUUCAUCACUCUGUUGCUGUUGAGCAGUCCAAUCACUACGGAAAGAGCUUCAGGAACAAGUCGUCUGCCCCUCAGUGCUGCGCCGUAUGUCAAUGAUUGGUCGAUCCCUCAGCGCAGCCUGUGGGGGAACGUCGUUGACUUCACCCGCGCCAAUUGCGCCCGGUGGAGACUAAAGGUGUCCCUCCCCGCCCUGCAGGAGCUCACGGCCUGCUUCAGCAUGAAGUCCAAGACCACCGAAGACCACACGCCGUGGACGGCCUUCAUGUACACGCAUGGCGAGGCCCAGGGCGCUGCGCUGGGCCUGGGGGGAAGGGAGGGUCGCUUAGUGGUCUGGCUGCUGGGGACCAAGUGGACCACCACAGGGAUGGUCCUUCCUCGGUCCCAGUGGUCCUCGCUGUGCCUGACCUGGACACAAACUAAAGACCGACCGGCCCUGUACGUCAACGGCGACCUGGUGGACAUCCAGGCAGAAUCGACCCCCUCCUGCACCGACCCCAGCUGCGAACUAGCUGCCAACGGGACACUUACUCUGGGUGCAUCACGACACCUGGUCAACGGGAAGGUCAUCUCGCGUCCCGCUCCGGUGGGCAAACUCUCUCUAUUUCGAUUGUGGGAUCGAGAAAGGAGCCACCAGGAAGUGAUAUCACAAUGCACCGAAGGCAGCCUGGUGCAGUGGGAGAUGGACGACUGGGACUCUCAGGCCUGUGAUCCGAUCCCUGACCCCAGCCUGCAGUGCGGUGAGCCGAUGGAGAACAACAUUUACAUCCACUGGAAUAUGUAUUUCUCUGAUAAAGUACAACGUUUUCUUUCAAAUUUGAACGCAAGAAGUUUGGAUAUUUUCUUCCCCUUUUCCCACAGUGUUAACGCACCAAAGCAGUAAAGGGUCUGUCAGUGUCAUCAAGUGUUUUACAGCUUUUUCCAUCCUUAAUGGUUGCCUCCGUGGCUGCUUUGGUUUACUGUGUGUCCUCAGCCCUCAAAUUCAAUAUUGACCCACGGUCUCUUUGUCAGUUCGGUAAAUAUAGACGCCGUACUGUGAUCAAUAACAUGACGAUCAGAAGCAUUUAAUCACACGGCUGUCAGAGGUUGUUAUUUUCUCUUUGCAAAGCUAGAACGAGCUGUAAUGGUCACCAUAAAACUUUAUGUUAACCUUUGUUUACAACGCGGGGUCAGCAUGUCUCUGAUUGUGUGUACUUGGCUGGGAUCGAGCCAUUAACCCGUCUAGUUUUCAUUUUUUCCCAUUGUGACAUCAUCGCCAGCACACAUUAAGUGAAUCUCCUUAAUUAAGGAAUUAAGAAUCCUAUUUUUUCUAAAAUCUAAAACAUAUCUACCAAAU
This is a messenger RNA of Pungitius pungitius (ninespine stickleback), 1535 nucleotides long. RefSeq names its product adhesion G-protein coupled receptor G4-like. Bases 177 to 1082 code for a protein of 301 amino acids. The record is from RefSeq and is a predicted model, not a curated record. Lineage: Eukaryota; Metazoa; Chordata; Actinopteri; Perciformes; Gasterosteidae. The transcript has 5 exons.